Molecule: messenger RNA, 2606 nt
Organism: Durusdinium trenchii
Lineage: Eukaryota; Dinophyceae; Suessiales; Symbiodiniaceae
Source: the annotation of a GenBank genome assembly
AGCCAUUUUUCAGCCGUCAUUGACGCUUAAAAGGAACUGACUCCGCCUGGUCCCCCCUGACUCCGAAUGUCGCGUAAAUUUAUUGUUGGCGGCAACUGGAAAUGCAACCCCGCAUCGAUGAAGGAGGCGAAUACCCUCCUGAAGGAAUGGAAAAAGAGCCUUCCAUCUGUGGACAAGAGCAAAGUGGAUGUAGUGAUUUGCCCUCCUGCCCUGUGGAUGACUACAUUGAGUCCAGCCAUCGAGGCCUUGGGGAUGCAGACUUGUGCGCAGAAUGUGGGCAAGAAUGAUGCUGGUGCAUUUACAGGUGAAUGGACCGCUGCAAACCUGUUGGAUUUGAACAUCAAGUGGACCCUCAUCGGCCAUUCUGAGCGACGAACGAAGUAUGGGGAGACAGAUGCAGAUGUGGCAGAGAAGGUGGCAAAGUGCCAAGAGAUCGGGGUCAACGUGAUUUUGUGCAUCGGUGAGACUCUUGAGGAACGUGAGGGAGGAAAGACGGACGAGGUGAACAAGCGGCAGCUGGCUGCGGUGAUUCCAAAAGUCAAGGACUGGAGCAAGAUCGUGCUUGCGUAUGAGCCAGUUUGGGCCAUUGGCACGGGCAAGGUGGCGACUCCCGAACAGGCGGAAGAGACGCAGGCGGCCAUCCGUGCCUACAUCAAGGGAGCCGUCAGCAGUGACGUUGCAGACAAGUUGCAAAUCCAGUAUGGCGGCAGCGUAUCACCUGACAACUGCGCGGACGGUCAACCGUGCGGGGUCCGGAGCGAGUCGAAAGCAGUUGAGGGACUCGACUCAACACAGGCCCCACCGCCAUCCUCACCCCUCCCAGAGAAUUGUCAAUUGGGGGCAAUGGCACAAGGGGACACCUUUGACGAGGUAGACACGUCCUCCAAAGUCAAAGCAAAUCGUUACAAAUCUCAACGACUCGAUUUUUGUCAAAGUCGAGAAGCCUCAUGUUGGGCCAGCAUUCUGGAGCUCAUCACCAAGCCCAACAUUGAUGGCUUCCUGGUGGGUGGCGCCUCUCUGAAGCCCACUUUCAUGGAGAUCGUCUCCAAGGUGGGGCCUUCAAAGAUGGUUGACAUGUGGCCUAAAUUCGAGGAGAAGAUGAAGAAGGAGGGCUUGAACGACACUGCCAUCGCCGCCUUCAAGUACACUUAUGGCGUCCUUGUUUCUGGCGCUGAUGUGAUGAUUCCGGAGAGCAAGCUGGAUCCGGUGGAGAAGUUGCCAGAGUAUGAGAAGCUGAGAGAGAAGCCAGACCCCAGGCUCUUGAAGAAGACUCUCAUCCUUAAGCUGAAUGGCGGAUUGGGUACAGGUAUGGGCCUUGAGAAGGCCAAGUCCCUGCUGCCCGUCACACAAGGCUUCACCUUUUUGGAUCUGAUUGCAAAGCAAGUCGCUUCCAUGCGAAAAGAGUUCAAGACCGAUCUCAAGUUCAUGCUGAUGAACUCUUUCUCAACCUCCCAGGACACCUUGGAAGCGCUUUCAAAGUACCCUGAUUUGGGAACAGGAUCUGAUUUGGAGUUCGUGCAGAACAAGGCGCCCAAGGUCACGGCCAGCGACAUGAGCCCUGCCGAGUGGUCAGCAGAUUCCAGCCACGAGUGGUGCCCGCCAGGGCACGGAGAUCUCUACCCAGCCAUGCUCGGGAGCGGGACCUUAGAGAAGUUGCUGAAGAAAGGUUACAGAUACAUGUUCGUCUCCAACUCGGACAACUUGGGUGCUACCAUGGACCUCAAGAUCCUCACACACUUCGUUCAAUCAGGGGCACCCUUCAUGAUGGAAGUGGCCGAGCGGACAGAUGCGGACAAGAAGGGUGGCCAUUUGGCCAAGGACAAAGCUGGAGGUCUCCUCUUGCGAGAAUCGGCCCAGUGCCCGGAGGAGGAUGAGAAGGAGUUCCAAAACGUGGGGAAGUACAAGUUCUUCAACACCAACAACCUGUGGGUCGACCUGGCAGCCUUGAAACGAGAGUUCCGGCGAAAUGAUGGUGCCCUGCCUUUGCCCGUGAUGAAGAAUGGCAAGACGGUGGAUCCCCGGGACAAGGCCUCCACCAAAGUCUUGCAGUUGGAGACCGCCAUGGGCGCAGCGAUCCAGUGCUUUGAAGGCGCCAGCGCUUUGGUGAUCCCACGCUCGCGCUUCGCGCCGGUGAAGACCACCAACGACCUGCUUGCCCUUCGCUCUGAUGCCUACAAGCUUACAGAGGACUUUACCAUCGUUUUGGCGCCUGAGCGUGAUGGUGUGCCUCCUGAAGUGAAGUUGGACGGCAUGUACAAGUUCACCGAUGCCAUGGAGAAGCUGAUUCCCAACGGCCCACCAUCCUUGCUUCAUUGCAAGAAGUUGGUCGUGGAAGGACCCGUGACCUUUGCGAAGGAUGUGAUCAUCAAAGGUACCGUGACCGUCAAGAACAGCAGCGGCACAUCCAAGGAGCUGGCUGCGGGCACCUACGAAGACAAAACCGUGGAGCUUUGAGAGAAUGUGUUUUUUGGCCUUCGCAGUGCCAGCGACGUCCAGUGAUAGCAAGAAUUUUCGGUGUGUAGAUGGCGCGGGCUGGUGCUUCGGCAUGUGUGGUUUUCUCACCAGUGGAGCUGUUGCACUGGUAUUGCAGAAUGUCACUGGGCCGG